UCUUUGAAGUCUUAGUGCGUUGUUGGAUUCUGUUCCAGUUCGCUGACAAAUUUGAGGUUGUUAUUUGAAUUAUUUGCUAUGAAAAUUUGAUUUUAUACUUACGUUAAUUGAUAUUUGCUUUAUAUUCGUAUAAUAAUCAGUUGAAAUGGCAGUGAACGUGUACUCAACAAAUGUGACCACUGAGAACCUGAGCCGACAUGACAUGCUGGCUUGGGUCAACGACUGCCUUCACUCCCAGUUCGCCAAAAUAGAAGAGUUGUGUACCGGUGCGGCGUACUGCCAGUUCAUGGACAUGUUGUUUCCUGGGAGCGUACCUCUAAAACGAGUUAAGUUCAGGACCAAUCUGGAACAUGAAUACAUACAAAACUUCAAAAUUUUACAAGCGGCAUUCAAAAAAAUGAGUGUAGAUAAGGUAAUACCUGUCGAUAAACUGAUAAAAGGAAGAUUUCAGGAUAAUUUUGAGUUUCUACAAUGGUUCAAGAAGCUGUUUGAUGCCAACUACGACGGGAGAGAGUAUGAUGCGUACGAGGCUCGGGGAGGGAUCCCACUGGGGAGUGGGUACCAGGACAACCCGGGCUUCCAGGCACCUCCCCCUCCCCGUGUUCCGGUCAAGGCUCCCACCGCCUCGCGUAUCAUCCAGAAACAGCAGGUGCCCAAGGCACAACAGAAUCGAGUGGCUCCCACUGUGAGACAAACACAGGCCAUGCGAGGGGGAGAUGCUGGGAAGAUAGAGGAGCUUACUGCCAAGAUGAUGGAAAUGAAUGUAACAGUCGAAGGUCUUGAGAAGGAGAGAGAUUUCUAUUUUGGCAAACUCCGAGCAAUCGAGGUUUUAUGUCAAGAGCAAGAAGGAGAGAACACUGUAUUAACAAAAAUUUUAGAUAUAUUAUAUGCUACAGAAAGGGUUGAAGCAGAUAGACUACAGUGA
Messenger RNA from Homalodisca vitripennis (glassy-winged sharpshooter), 925 nucleotides. Its product is annotated as microtubule-associated protein RP/EB family member 1-like. Lineage: Eukaryota; Metazoa; Arthropoda; Insecta; Hemiptera; Cicadellidae. Gene Ontology annotation, biological process: regulation of microtubule polymerization or depolymerization; spindle assembly; protein localization to microtubule plus-end. Gene Ontology annotation, cellular component: cytoplasmic microtubule; spindle midzone; microtubule organizing center. Gene Ontology annotation, molecular function: microtubule plus-end binding. The record is from RefSeq and is a predicted model, not a curated record.